Molecule: messenger RNA, 1566 nt
Organism: Neltuma alba
Lineage: Eukaryota; Viridiplantae; Streptophyta; Magnoliopsida; Fabales; Fabaceae
Product: 60S ribosomal protein L3-2
Exons: 5
Coding region: 88-1257 (389 amino acids)
Biological process (GO): translation
Cellular component (GO): cytosolic large ribosomal subunit; ribosome
Molecular function (GO): structural constituent of ribosome; RNA binding
Source: RefSeq, a predicted model, not a curated record
ACAUGCUUGUGCUGGCCUGAUGCUCUAAGCUGAAGAUAGCAUUUCGGGCGCCGCUUCGUUCGUGUCCAAGCUUCAGCAGCAGGAAAUAUGUCUCACAGAAAGUUUGAGCACCCCAGACAUGGUUCCCUUGGCUUUCUGCCUAGGAAGCGUGCUUCUCGUCAUCGUGGAAAGGCAAAGGCCUUUCCAAAGGAUGACCCCAGCAAACCUUGCAGGUUGACCGCCUUUAUGGGUUACAAGGCUGGGAUGACCCACAUUGUUAGAGAUGUUGAGAAACCUGGAUCAAAGCUUCAUAAGAAGGAGACUUGUGAAGCUGUUACUAUUGUUGAAACUCCUCCGAUUGUGGUUGUUGGAGUUGUUGGAUAUGUGAAGACACCUCGUGGACUGCGCACAUUAAACACAGUCUGGGCUCAGCAUCUAAGUGAGGAAGUUAAAAGGCGGUUCUACAAGAACUGGUGCAAGUCUAAGAAGAAGGCAUUUACCAAAUAUUCAAAGAAACACGAAACUGAGGAAGGGAAGAAGGAUAUUCAAGCACAACUUGAAAAAUUGAAAAAAUAUGCAACUGUCAUCCGUGUUUUGGCCCAUACUCAGAUACGGAAGGUGAAGGGUCUAAAGCAAAAGAAGGCACAUCUGAUGGAGAUCCAAGUUAAUGGGGGGACAAUAGCACAGAAGGUGGACUAUGCAUAUGGCUUCUUUGAGAAGCAAAUCCCAGUGGAUGCUGUUUUCCAGAAAGAUGAGAUGAUAGAUAUCAUUGGUGUGACGAAGGGUAAAGGUUACGAAGGUGUUGUAACUCGUUGGGGUGUCACUCGCCUUCCACGCAAGACACACAGGGGUCUAAGAAAGGUUGCUUGUAUUGGUGCGUGGCAUCCUGCCCGAGUUUCAUUCACAGUUGCCAGGGCUGGACAAAAUGGAUAUCAUCACCGCACUGAGUUGAAUAAGAAGAUCUACAGGGUUGGCAAGGCAGGGCAAGAGUCACACUCGGCCAUCACUGAUUAUGACAGGACUGAGAAGGACAUCACUCCAAUGGGUGGAUUCCCUCACUAUGGUGUGGUAAAGGAUGAUUUUAUUAUGAUUAGGGGAUGCUGUGUGGGACCCAAAAAGCGUGUGCUGACCCUUCGCCAGUCAUUACUGAAGCAGACUUCUCGUGUGGCCCUUGAAGAGGUUAAACUCAAGUUCAUUGACACUUCCUCCAAGUUUGGACAUGGUCGCUUCCAGACCACUCAGGAGAAACAGAAGUUUUACGGUCGCCUCAAGGCCUGAUUGUGUUUCUGCUGGGUCUUGUUCAUUACAGCUUCUAGGUGCUGAUUAAUCUGGGUAUUUUUAUUUACCAAGAUUAAGAUGCCGGAGAGUCAAUAUUUAGACAUGAGUAUGAUUAUGCACUGAGUUUUAGGUUCUUUUUAAUCAUGCGGUGUGUUGUUUAUCUAUAAUACUUCCUUAAGAAACGGUCCUCUACUUGCUGUUUGGGCAUGCUAGAAAUAAUAGUUUCUCAGUUUGAGUUAACUUUGUUUCCUGGAACCCGGUGGAAGAUUUCGCACGUUUUUCAACAAAUGACUUUUAUGUUUUGGUGAA